AUGACGGAUCAGGGCGAAAAGAAGGGUCUCUGGAGUAUGCUCCGAAGGGCCAGCUCCAGAAGACAUUCGACGAAACCUCCGCCAAAAGACCUUGAGCCUAGAGAGUACCAUCGUCCUCGUCGUGCUAGUAACGGCGACGUAGGCCAUGCGCCAUUUCGCCAAAGUAUUGGUUCAGCUCCCGAUCUUACCUACGAUAGUCAGCGUCCUCCGACUGCCGAAGACGAGUCCAACAUGCGCCGCAGACCGAAAAGAGGACAACCCGAACCCGAACCCGAACCCCGGUCUUCCCCAAUACGGUCCAAGUCGUCCGGCUUUCUUAACAAGUCCCGCGCAUCGAACGGAUCCAGACCGUCGAACGGACGUCCGGUUCGCGCUCGAGACCCUCAAUCAGCCUGGCCACCUUAUGGCAUUUCUAUGAACGAUGAACUACCUCAUCAGCAUGCCCUUGAGCUAGUUGCUCGAGGUGCUCCUUCGCAUAAAGGCCACAAACGACCUAUACCGCAUCAACCUGAAGAAUUCUACGCUCUUUAUACGACAUCGAGUGGAAAUCGAGGUGAUGGCAAGUCUUCUGACACUACCGAUGUUUCUAAUCUUCACGACUCCAUGACUCAGCUCAUGACGUUACGCAUGAUAGGCCAUGGUUACGCAGACCGGCCAUGGGAGACCCUCGAGCAACCGAGUUUCGCCUUCUUCUUCGGGCAUCUACCUGGAACCAUCACACUAAACGAAUGGGCCUCAAUGUCCAGUGUUCUUCCACCUACAAUUGCUCUCCGAGAUGCGGGAGUCAUGCCUCGCACCAUGAGUCUUGAAAGCAUAUUCGAUCGACUGCAAGAAUUACGGCAUGGUAUUGAGGACGACGACGAGUCUUUGCUUUAUCGCGUUCUUUACAAGCGUAUUUUGAGGGACCCCGAGAAGUUUCUCAACCCCCACAAAACCCUCGACAAGCAGAUUACGGAUCUUAUCAUGGUUUUGUCUCGCCCGGACUGGAUCGACUUUAGUAACCCCCGGAAUCAAGUUGCUACACGAUUUAUCUUCGACAGAAGUCCCGGGAAUGAGGAGCAGUUUCACAAAUUCUUUCACCAACUCCUGCUAAGUCUAGAGCUUGAGUUGCGCAUUCAGUCAGACCAACAUAGUGAUUGGGCAAAGGAGAAGUUGACAUCACAAAUACCCCCAUCAAUACAGUGGAAUCUGGCCCUGGCUCGUCGUUGGCAGGAUUUUGUCCGUGUUGAUGAUGUUGGCAAGACACCUGAAGAGAUUCUUCUCCGGUAUAAGUUAAAGAAGCGCCAAAUCAGGAUGUUGAGACGCUUUGCUCAGAUGAUGAGAUGGCCCAACCUAGCCGAUACCCUUGAUAAUAUGAAACAGAAGGAUUCGGAAUUGGCUCUGGAUGAGGUCAGCUCUGAUGCGUUUGCCUUCUUCAGUGGCCUGGUGUUGCCUGGUCAAACCUUCCCAUUUUUAAUAAUGAACACUCUUCUUGACCUUGAUCCGGACAGUGCAACGGAUAACCUCGCUCUUCUUUCACACAUGCAUCCUCACUGCGGAUUUCAGUACAAGAACAGCUACACAUAUUGGUCGGCCACUUCGAUUGUGGGUAAAGUUUUAGCACCUACAUGCCAUGCAGUUGCUGGUUGGAUCGGCCCUGCGCGCCCUACCAAAGAUCUUGACACAACCCAGAUUGCACGAAUUCGAAGUCGAAAACCAAUACAGCGGAUGAGCCCCCAGGAUGUCGAAUCGAUGGCAGAGCGUUCUGACCCGCUUGGCCCUGCUGCAGAUGCAUAUCCAGUAGAGGAUUAUCAGCCAGUGCGCCCGAAAGGUGGUCCUGAAGAUGCUAUUGACACGGUACGGAUAGAGCUGUUAAGUCUCAAGCCAGCAGAUGGACCUGGGGACGCCCCUACUGCGGCAGGGCUUUCGCGACUGUUUGACGCAACUGUGCAGUUUGCCAUUGAUGGCGUGUCAUGGCCAUUGAAACUCAUGUACGAUGUCUCAUUCGUGGCCGCGUGGCCUUGCUCUGAUGGGCCACACCCGCUCUUCUUUGACUACAUCUACACGUCAAUCCGUGUAGAUGCUAUCGUUGGAGUGCGAGACUGGGGAGGUUUGUAUGGGGGGCCGCAAUUGCAUAGUGUGCGAUCAAGCCCAGGACCAGGCAUGAUGCGAGGCCCCUACCGAGAUAUGUUCAGUCAGAGCUUCAACCACAACCACGCACCAUUAAACGGUUUCAUGCAGACUGGUGCACUUGAGGAAGAAGACGAGAACGACGAUGAAAAGGUUCUUGUAGUGGAAGCGUUCGGAGUCCGCGAUAACGAGGUCUUGGCACGAGCAUGGUGUUCUCACUGGGGUCUCAGUGCCGUGGUGGCCGAUAUUCGGCGAACAUGUGUGGCAUGUGCCAUUCGUGAAGCGUACGCGGCAACGCUGACAGUGGUGAUCCUGGUAGAAGGCCAGGAGUAUCCUAAUAAUGAGUGA
Fusarium fujikuroi IMI 58289 is the source of this 2457-nucleotide messenger RNA. RefSeq lists its product as uncharacterized. Lineage: Eukaryota; Fungi; Ascomycota; Sordariomycetes; Hypocreales; Nectriaceae. The transcript is spliced from 5 exons. Bases 1 to 2457 code for a protein of 818 amino acids. The record is from RefSeq and is a predicted model, not a curated record.